ACCAUUUUAACGGGAUCAGGUGGCUUCGUCUUUGAACUCCUCAUAUUGCUACAUAUUACACAGUGGCUCCUCUGUCUUCACAUGGACUGGAAAUCUUACCACCUCUGAGGACCAGGAACUUGUUGAGAGGCAGCUGGAUCUUAUCAAGCCUGAUAUGCAGUCGAAACUGCAAAAAGAAGGGGCAGAAUCUGAGCAAUUUUGGGAGUUAUUGGGUGGAAAAUCUGAAUAUCCUAGUGAGAAGAUUGGACGGGAUGCUGAAAGCGAUCCUCAUUUGUUCUCGUGCACCUUCUCAAAAGGGGAUCUAAAGGUGACAGAGAUCUACAAUUUCGACCAAGAUGAUUUGAUGACAGAAGAUAUUUUUAUCCUUGAUUGUCAUUCGGAUAUUUAUGUUUGGGUUGGCCAGCUGGUAGAGUACAAGAAUAAAAUGCAGGCUUUAUCCAUUGGUGAGAAAUUCCUGGAAUACGAUUUUCUUAUGGAGAAACUAUCUCACCAAGCUCCAAUAUAUAUUGUUAUGGAAGGGAGUGAACCGCCUUUCUUCACUCGUCAUUUCAGUUGGGACUCCAUUAAAUCUGCUAUGCAUGGGAACUCAUUCCAAAGAAAGCUCACACUAGUGAAGAAUGGGGGCCCUCCACCAAUGGAUAAACCUAAAAGGAGAACACCUGUGUCAUAUGGUGGAAGGUCUGCUGCCCCUGAAAAGUCACAGCGAUCGAGGAGCGUAUCUUUCAGCCCUGACCGAGUUCGUGUUAGGGGCAGGUCUCCUGCUUUUAACGCACUGGCAGCUACUUUUGAGAACCCAAAUGCUAGAAAUCUAUCUACGCCUCCACCAAUGGUGAGAAAGCUUUAUCCAAAAUCUGUGACUCCAGAUUCAGCAAAAUUGGCACCCAGAUCAGCUGCUAUUGCAGCAUUAACAGCAAGUUUUGAUAAACCUUUACCCGCCAAGGACGUCAUAAUACCUCGCUCUAUCAAAGGGAUCCCUGAGGCACCAAAAUUGAGCACUGAAACCCUCACAUCAAGUCCUCAGGCAAACUCAAAGGAGAACUCAGUUAAUAGUACAACAGAGGAGGCUCCUAAACCUAAACCAGAAACAAUACAGGAAGAUGUGAAAGAGGGUGAAACUGAAGAUGAGGAAGGACUUCCGAUCUAUCCUUAUGACCGGCUUAAAACAACAGCAGCAGAUCCUGUUACUGAAAUUGAUGUAACUAAGCGAGAGACUUACUUGUCUUCAGAAGAGUUCAGAGAGAAAUUUGGGAUGGCUAAGGAUGCUUUCUACAAGUUACCCAAGUGGAAACAGAAUAAGCUAAAAAUGGCACUCCAGUUGUUCUGAGUGCAUCCAGGCCUACUCUCUCCCAGGUUGCUGCAGCAUAGACUGCGGAUAGAAGAAAACAUACUUAGAGAAUUUUACAACCCUUCUCUAUCAAUUUUCGCCCAUUCCAAUUGCUUCCAGUUUUCUAUAAUUGGCUCAUACAGCAACAAGGGACCAAUUUCAACAGUGUUGAGGGACAGCGCCAGUGUAAUUUUAGCUGCUACUGGUCCUAUGUUUCGGAACUGAACAGGACUAAGGAUCCCUUCUUUACUUCCAGUGAUAUUUUUGGGGGUUUCUUUUUGCUAAUUUAUUAUAAGUUAGUUGCUUGAUUCUUUUUGUUUGUUGUGAGUUUGCAUUUUUUUACGCAUCCUAUUUCUUUUCCAAUUUUUUUUAUUUUUGGUUGGUUUUAGCCAUCAUUGAUUUAAUAGAAAACCUGGGGGUUUGCAAAUGAAAACUCAUUAGGCUGUGACGCGAGGUUGUGUACAGUGUGUAACCACUCCACUUGUUAUUUGUUUAGUAAAUGGAAGUCUUGAUUGGUUUUCCCUAA
Nicotiana tabacum (common tobacco) is the source of this 1850-nucleotide messenger RNA. The record is from RefSeq and is a predicted model, not a curated record. NCBI's taxonomy places the organism in Eukaryota, Viridiplantae, Streptophyta, Magnoliopsida, Solanales, Solanaceae.